Astyanax mexicanus (Mexican tetra) is the source of this 9059-nucleotide messenger RNA. It is a transcript of the gene epha4b, whose product is annotated as eph receptor A4b. Bases 86 to 3016 code for a protein of 976 amino acids. The transcript is spliced from 17 exons. Gene Ontology annotation, biological process: axon guidance; protein phosphorylation; cell surface receptor protein tyrosine kinase signaling pathway. Lineage: Eukaryota; Metazoa; Chordata; Actinopteri; Characiformes; Acestrorhamphidae. The record is from RefSeq and is a predicted model, not a curated record. Gene Ontology annotation, molecular function: transmembrane-ephrin receptor activity; ATP binding; protein binding. Gene Ontology annotation, cellular component: plasma membrane; neuron projection.
GUGAGGCGCGAGGCGCUGGAAGUUUGUGCGGAGAGAGAGCGCGAGAGAGACGGGGAUGCUGCGGGCUCCCGGCGCAGCCUGAGACAUGGCCCCACUCUGGAUUUACCCGACCCUGCUGUCCUGCCUCCUGUCCUCCCCCAGACCCGCCCGAGCCCUGCGGAGCUACCCGGACAACGAAGUUACGUUACUGGACUCUAUGUCUGCUCUGGGGGACCUUGGAUGGGAGGCCUAUCCAGCAGAAGGGUGGGAGGAGAUCAGCGUGAUGGACGAGCGCAACACGCCCAUGCGCUCCUACCAGGUGUGCAACGUGAUGGAGGCCAAUCAGAACAACUGGCUGAGGACGCGCCACAUCCUGCGCGACGGCGCCCAGCGCGUCUACAUCGAGAUUAAGUUCACGCUGCGCGACUGCAACAGCCUGCCCGGAGUCCCCGGCACCUGCAAGGAGACCUUCAACAUGUACUACUACGAGUCCAACAACCACAACCUGUGGUUCAUCAAGGAGAGCCAGUACGUGAAGAUCGACACCAUCGCGGCCGACGAGAGCUUCACGCAGACCGACGUGGGCGACCGCGUCAUGAAGCUCAACACGGAGGUGCGGGACAUCAGCAACCUCAACAAGAAGGGCUUCUACCUGGCCUUCCAGGACGUGGGGGCGUGCAUCGCCCUGGUGUCGCUGCGGGUCUUCUACAAGAAGUGCCCCACGGCCGUGCUGAACCUCGCCCAGUUCCCCGACACGGUGACGGGGGGCGACUCGGCGCUGGUGGAGGUGCGGGGCUCCUGCGUCAAUAAUUCGGAGGAGUUUGAAGCACCCAGGAUGUAUUGUAGCGCCGACGGAGGCUGGCUGGUGCCGAUCGGCCGCUGCGUCUGCAAGCCGGGGUUCGAGGAGAGCAAGGACUACUGCCAGCCUUGCAGACCAGGAACCUACAAGGCUUCAUCGAUGGACGGAUACUGCAGUAAGUGUCCUCUACACAGCUACUCUCACCAGGAGAAAGCCUCCGAGUGCUCCUGUGAGAAGGGCUACUACAGAGCCGACCUGGACCCCCGUUCCAUGGCCUGCACCCGACCCCCCUCUGCUCCUGAAAACCCCAUCUCCACCCUCAAUGACACCUCCGUCACGCUGGAGUGGAGUCCUCCGAGAGACAGUGGUGGACGAGGUGAUGUCACCUACAACAUCCACUGUAGGAAGUGCCCCGGGGACGGCAGGAAGUGCAGCCCCUGCGGCAGCGGCGUCCACUUCAUACCCCGACAGUUCGGACUCUCCAUGGCCAAAGUGCUGAUCUCAGACCUGCUGUCCAACACCAACUACACCUUCAGCAUCGAGGCGGUUAACGGGGUAUCUGACCUGAGUCCAACCCUGAAACAACAAGUGACCGUCAACAUCACCACCGGACAGACAGUGAGUGUUGUUCUGAAAGAGAGGAAGAGUAAAGACAGCAUCACUCUGGCAUGGCAGGGUCCAGAGAGACCAAAUGGAGCCAUUGUUGAGUAUGAAGUCAUCUAUUAUGAGAAGAACCAGCGAGAUCAGAACUACACAGUGCUGAAGACCAAGUCUAACAUGAUGACGGUUGAAGGCCUAAAGCCAGGGACCACCUACGUCUUCCGGGUCCGUGCUCGCACUGACGGGGGGUACGGCAGCUACGGUGGAGAGAUUGAGCUGGAGACCAGCCAUGAAGAUAUGUUGGCCAUUGGAGACCCCAACCAGUCCACCAUCCUGGCUGUUUCCAUAGCAGGUGGUGCGGUGCUCCUGAUCUUCCUGGUGGCCUGCUUUGUAGUGAGUGGAAGACACUGCGGCUACAUCAAAGCCAAGCAAGACCCAGACGAAGAGAAGAUGCAGUUCCAGCACGGGAGAGUCAAACUGCCAGGAAGCAGGACCUACAUCCACCCACACACCUACGAGGACCCCAAUCAGGCCGUCCGGGACUUCGCCAAGGAAAUUGAUGCAUCCAGCAUCCACAUAGAGCGAGUCAUUGGUGCUGGAGAGUUUGGGGAGGUGUGCAGUGGUCGUCUGAAGCUGCCCAGUAAACGAGAGAUCUACGUAGCCAUCAAGAGCCUGAAGGCGGGCUACUCAGAGAAGCAGCGACGGGACUUCCUGAGUGAGGCCAGCAUCAUGGGCCAGUUCGACCACCCCAACAUCAUCCGGCUGGAGGGAGUCGUCACCAGAUGCAAGCCGGUGAUGAUAAUAACAGAGUACAUGGAGAACGGGUCCUUAGAUACCUUCUUAAAGAAACAUGACGGGCAGUUCACCAUCAUCCAGCUGGUGGGGAUGAUGCGAGGGAUCGCCUCGGGCAUGAAGUACCUGUCGGACAUGAACUACGUCCACCGCGACCUGGCCGCCCGCAACAUCCUGGUCAACAGCAACCUCGUGUGUAAGGUGUCGGAUUUCGGCCUGUCCCGGGUGCUGGAGGACGACCCUGAGGCUGCCUACACUACACGGGGAGGGAAAAUACCCAUCCGGUGGACGGCUCCGGAGGCCAUCGCCUACAGGAAGUUCACCUCGGCCUCCGACGCGUGGAGCUACGGCAUCGUCAUGUGGGAGGUGAUGUCGUACGGGGAGCGGCCAUAUUGGGAGAUGUCCAAUCAAGACGUGAUAAAGGCAAUAGAUGAAGGCUACAGGCUGCCCGCUCCCAUGGACUGCCCUGUGGUGCUCCACCAGCUGAUGCUGGACUGCUGGGAGAAGAGCCGCAGCGAGAGGCCAAAGUUCGGCCAGAUUGUCAACAACCUGGACAAGCUGAUCCGCAACCCCAACAGCCUGAAGGAGCUGGCGAACAGCUCAAUAUGGGAAGACCCGACGACCCCAGAGUUCAGCGUCAGUUCUGUGGAUGAGUGGCUAGACGCCAUCAAGAUGGGCCAGUACAAGGACAACUUCGCCUCUGCCGGCUACGUCACGCUAGAUUCAAUACUCUACAUCAGCUUAAGCGAACUGAAUAAAAUGCAUGUGACCCUCGUGGGACACCAGAAGAAGAUCCUCUCCAGCAUCCAAGGUCUGCACGCCCAGGCCAGCCACGUGCAGGUAUAACCCAGCCCCAGAGCAGACAGACUGACUGACAGACAGACAGAGAGAGAGAGACAGCGAGAGAGAGAGAGAGAACGGUAGAGAGAGCUAUCAGCAGAACAUCUGCUCUCGCUCUCCGAACAGUCAGCAGCUUCACCAUAUCAACCACCCCCAUCUUGGACGAAUGGAGCGCCAGUCCAGCUUCUGGUGCGGCGGAGAAUGGACGCUCAUCAAAUGAAGAGGAGACUAACUUUACAGAGGUGUAGAUGAAUGAUGACUUAACGAACAUUAUGGACACUCGUUUGGUGAAAUGUACAGUCAUUUUUGCAUCAGUUUUGUUUUGUUUGUUAUUUUUGAUUUUUCGUUUCUGCCUUCUUUGUGUUGCCAGUUGCUCCCCGUCCUAGGUUCGAUUUAGCUUGUGAAUUGCAAAAAGAGGUGCCUGAUUAAAGCUACAGUGGGUUUGGACCUAAGGUUGGUGCGUUUGAAGCCUACCUCAGUUAUGGGUACGCCAGCCGUUCUUUUUCUGAAGAAAGCAGGCUGAAAGGAAUCCGAGGGUGAUUUACGGCAUUAGUUGUCAAUUUGCUUGGCCUUCAGACCGGCCAUUUCCUUUUUUUUGUACAGUAAUGAUUAUAUAUCACCCCCUUCUCCCCAACAGCCAACAGAUGAGCUUUCUAUUUGCUUUCCCUGUAUCUAGCGGCGGUCAGAGGUUUAUAUUUCACCAGCGAAAAUAGAGCUAGCAGUCGAAUGGAAAUACGAUCGCGCCCGAAGUGAUUGAAGAAGCUACACAAGUGCAGAAAACUACCAGGUCGUACGAGGACACAAUGAGAGAAACACUGCUGUUAUAUAUUUAGUUUGCUGAGAAAUGGCGGUUCUUGGUUUUCAAAACAAGAAAAAAAACAUGUUUUUUAUUAAUUAAAAAAAUGGCACUAAUUUUAAAAAGAAGUACCAUUUUUUCGCACUAUAUAAGGCGUUAUUAGAAUUGGAUUGGACUGUAUUAUAAGGCACAUUAUGCGACACUAGUAAGGAACAGGGGUUUCGCUAUGUUUUCCUUCUAAUUCAGCAGGUCUUGCCGCUGGAUGGCAAGACUUGUAAAGCUAAGCUAAGCUAAGCUAAGUAAAGUAAAGUCAAACGGGCACUGGAUGAUGUUAAUCUACACAGAUUUCUCUCCUGAAAACCGUUUAUAUGGGUGAUUAAAGCGCUUCCGUUUAUUUACAGUGAGCUUAGAUUUCCAGAUUUCCACUAUAGCUGAGUGCAGCAGCAUUAGCAUUAGGCUAAUGCUGCCUGACAUUGCUACACUAAGGAACCUUGAGUGUUUCAGUAAGUCAGGGUGAUAUUAGCUAGAGGUUUCUUCCACGUAGCUUGUGUUAACACAGUAAACAUGCAGGCUACAGUCCGAUAUACUCGCCUCUGAACCGCGAAAGAUUUAGCUAGCGCUUAGCCUGUUUACCAGGUAAUGCUAAUGCUGCUCAAGCAGUGCUAGCCGGGUUUAGAAGCAGGCUACACACUGAUAAUAUUCACCUCUGAACAGCGAAAGUGCUAACGGCGAAAGAGGCAGCGCUUAGCGUGUUUAGUGGCUAAUGCUUAUGCUGCUCCAGCAGUGGUAGCCAGGGUUACACUGCAUAAAAAAAAAAACAGAUUUUCUGCAAAUUCCUGUAAAUGUGUACAUCCUCAACAAUUUUCUUUGCUGAUUAUUGUUGGAAAUUCCACUUUUCAGGCAGUGUUUGCCACAAAUGGCAAAAGAGCAAGUGCUUAGCAGCUAAUGCUAAUGCUGCUCCAGCAGUGCUAGCCGGGGGUUAGCAGCAGACUACAGGCCGAUUUUACUCACCUCUGAUCGGCAAUAGAGCUAGCACACCUAGGCCAGGGUGAUAUGAGUUAGUGGUUUGUUCCACAUAGCUUGUUUUAACAUGGUAAACAUACCGAUAUACUCGCCUUUGAACAGCGAAAAAGCUAGCUAGUGCUUAGCAGGUUUAGCAGAUAAUGCUAAUGCUGCUCCAGCAGUGCUAGCCAGGGUUAGCAGCAGGCUACAAUCCGAUUAUACUCACCUCUGAACAGCGAAAAAUCUAGCUAACACUUAGCGCAGUUAACAGCUAAUGCUAAUGCUGCUGGAGUACUAAACUAAAAGUCCUGUACCAGAUUAUAAGGUGCAAAAAAUGUAAAUUAUUUUAAAUGCGCCUUAUAGUGCGAGAAGUACGGUACUGGUCAAAUAAAACUGGGGAAGAUUUUAAAGCACCUCCAGAACUGUUUUUUUUUUUUUUUUUUUUUUUUUUUUUUUUAAUCACAAACACAACAAGCGAUCAACGAAAAACUGUCUGCGAAUUAAAAAUUAGGCUAAAAUCGUGUAGUUCGAACCAGGCAUUAGAAGUAAAUUAUGAAUUAGAAGACUGCAUUAUGCAUUAUGUCUGCCACCAUUACGUUUAGCGACUAAGAUGCUAACAAGCUAGCCCCUGGAACGACAAACACACAAACGCAAAAUGCGAAAUGCAAAAUGCCAUUGUACCAUAGUGUAAAAAGGAGUGUACAGCAUUGAUUAUUGAUUAUGAUUGAACAAACAUAAAAAGGGACCUAUAGAAUGUUUGUAAGGAUGUACUUAUAUUUAGUUUUGGGAGAGAAAAAGAAAAGAAAAGAAAAGAAAAGGAGAAGACGCGAGGCGUAGCGAUCAGCGGACUGGGGGACGGGGACGAUAGCCGAAACUCUGGAAUGUAGCAUGGAUGCUAACGCUUUGUCGUCGAUUGACAAGUAUGAGAGUGACUGCAGUUCUUUCUUAUUCACUCAAGUGGUGGCUGUAGCUGCUUGACUUUAGAUGCCUUAUUAACUGUGCUGUUUCUUUCCCUUCUUCUCUUCUCUUCUUCCCGGUAGAGGCAGUAUCAUGAGAUGUUGAUGUACAUAGUAUUUAUCAUGGCGUCACUUGAAGACUCUUGCUCCGUAGUAAAGCCUGGCUCCACACGCUUCCCCCGUUUGCGCGAGGUCGUUUUUUUUUUUUUUUUUUUUUUUUUUUUUUUCGUUUUUUUGAAAACCACAAGCUUGUGCUGGUGCAUGUGGCUUUGGGAAAAAGAGUGAUGAAUAAAAUGAUGAACCUACGAGGCUGAACAAAUAAUACAAAAAAAAAAAGUCCUCAUGCUAAUCGCGCUGCAAGUCGACUUACUACACUACUAUUUUUCUACCGGUCGUUCUGUACAGUAUAGAUACAGCCUGUUUCAUUUAAGCAUAGAAAAUAAAAUCGGAAAAAAUUAAAAAAUAGAGAGUCUUAGUUAGCUAACAGAAGAACAGAAGAUAAUUUGUAAAGCCCUCGUCCUUCAUUCCUUAUUUUUCUGUAUUUGCUGGAUUUUAAUUUGAUUCUUUGCAAUCUUUGUUUUAUCUUUUUUUUUUUUUCAUCUGUUAAAUCUUACAAUUAAAGGUGCCAUAAAUGAUCUUUUGAGCGAUGCUAAAGAAAAGCCACAUUUAUUUAUAGCUCUAUUAUUGCUAUCUUACACCUUGCAACUGCGUUGUUUAAAUAGCGAAAGUGCUUGUGAAUAUAGAGCUCUGGAAAAAAAAAAUUAAGGAGACCACUUCAGUUUCUGAAUCGUUUUCUCUGAUUUUGCUAUUUAUAGGUUUAUGUUUGAGUAAAAUAAACAUUGUUGUUUUAUUCUAUAAACUACAGACAACAUUUCUCCCAAAUUCCAAAUAAAAACAUUGUCAUUUAGAGCAUUUAUUUGCAGAAAUUUGGCUGAAAAAUUACAAAAAAGAUGCAGAGCUUUCAGACCUCAAAUAAUGCAAAGAAAACAGAAAAGUUCAUAUUCAUAAAGUUUUAAGAGUUCAGAAAUCAAUAUUUUAAUCACAGUUUUUAUUCAUGCAUCUUGGCAUCAUGUUCUCCUCCACCAGUCUUACACACUGCUUUUGGAUAACUUUAUGCUGCUUUACUCCUGGUGCAAAAAUUCAAGCAGUUCAGUUUAAUUUGGUUUGAUGGCUUGUGAUCAUCCAUCUUCCUCUUGAUUAUAUUCCAGAGGUUUUCAAUUUGGUAAAAUCAAAGAAACUCAUAAUUUUUAAGUGGUCUUUUAUUUUUUCCAGAGCUGUAUCUAAGCUGAUGGGUGUGGUGGUCUCAAAAUGCUCAAUGCGCUGAUUGGUUAAAUGCAUAUUACGCCCAAAGCAACCCUGAUAAACUAAGAGAGUUGAUAUAAAAUGAAUGUCUUUGGUGCACAAGCCGCACAAGGUGUACUUUUCCCAUCGUUACGAUAGCGAAGACAUAUUGACACGCCUUAAACUCUAACCCAUGUGGGAUUUACGGCUCACCUACAGAUCGGCAAAAUAAAAAUAUUAUUAACUUGAUAUCGUAAAGAGUCUAACUUAUGUAAGAACCUUAUUGAUUGAUUAAAAUUUAAAUAGUUAAAAUAAAAUAAACUAGUUUAAAAACCUCUUUUAAUAUUGUUCUGUAAGGAACCAAAGUGGUUCUUCUUUGGCAUUUAAAAAAAUCAUAUAAAGCACCUUUAAUUUUAAGAACAAUCGACAAAGAACAAUGUUUUUGUCCACACAAAUACACAUCAAAUCACAGUCUUCGCAAAAACGUUGUAAACGUUAACAGAGAUGAAUUGAUUUAAGCUCAAGUUCUCACUCAAAAUCAGCUAAUGAACCUUAUUUAACGAGACACAGCAAGACACAAAAACACAAUAUUCAUUAUGAAAGACAGCAGGUGGUUCGUUUUUGAUUUCUCAUUUCUAAUCUCUGCGAUAGCUUCAGAGUCUCUCUCAUUAACAGGUCAGGCAUUAGGAGUUUAUACAUGCACUGCUGGUGUCAGGUCCUGUCCAUGUGUAUCCAGAUACUUUUUAAAAUCUCAUUUUUAUUAUAUUAUAUUAUAUUAUUUUAAAACAGGGCAGCAUUUUCUGAAAGUGCUGUUUGAUGUGGAGGUUUCAGAAAAUGCUAUCUAGGUUGGAUGUGUAGAAGCUUUUUUAAAAAGGUUCUCCAUGGUGGACAUGUUUUUAAAAGGUUCACUAUGGUGGACGUUUUUAAAAAAGCUUCCAUAUGGUGGACAUUUUUUAAAAAGCUUCUUCUGGAUGGACAUUUUAAACAACGUCCACUAUGGAGAACCUUUAAAAAAAAAAAGGCCACCCGGGAGAAUCUUUUUUUUUUAAAAGCUUCUCCAGGGUGAAUGGUUUUUUUAAAAAAGGUUCUCUUCUCCAUGGUGGCCAUUUUUUAAAAAGGUUCUCCAUGGUGGCCAUUUUUUGAAAAGGUUCUCCAUGGUGGCCAUUUUUUAAAAGGGUUCUCCAUGGUGGCCAUUUUUUUUAAAAAGGUUCUCCAGGAUGGUUUAUUAUAAUAUUUUUUUUUAUUGAUUUUUUUAAUAAUCCAAAUUUAAUCCAAUCUCUACAAAAGCUCAAAUUCUCCACCCAAUCAAGGGUGUGAAUUUUUCAGAGACAGUGCUGUUGCCAUAGCAGCGAAAACAUAGAUAAUUUUUCAUAGUACAAACCAAAUCUAUGACAUUGAGCUAUUUCAGCUCCUUUCUAUAUUUAGGUCUGUUUUGGCCAUUUUGCUGUAUCUUUCCAUUCUGAUGAAUGGAGCUGGAAAGAAAAAACUUCUUUUUUUUUUUCAAAAAUAUCUGGAUAUGUGUGGAUGGGACCUAAGAUCAGUGAAAAUAUGAUGAAUGAUGAUGAUGAUGAUGAUGAUGAAAAUGAACUUCCACUCCUCCUCUUCCACUGCAAAGCGUUGUAGAAGUCAGAACAGUGAAUUAAAUUGAAGUGAACGUUGGAUUUUAGGGUGUUAGAAACAGAAAGAUGCUGAAUAGAAGAAAAAGCUCUUAGUGGUGUAAAGUUAGAUGAAUCAUGUUUUGGAAUCUGUCCAUAAAGUUGGCUCUCCAAUGGAAGGGCGCGCACCCCUCGUCUCGGACCCGUAUCUGUCGAUGUGUUUUGGCUGAAACUUUGUAAGACGGUCUCUGUUCUCUGUGUAAAGCUGUGAUACCCCCACCUCCCCACCCCCACCCUCCCAAAGCCCCACCCAUGUCUUUUCGUCAUUGCAGCUUUCUGCAGCAGCUUUCUCCUGAGCCCCCCACCCCUCCGAGCCUCUUCAUGUUGCUGUAAUAAAUAUGCUGAUAUUUUUUAUUUCA